CAUUACGGCACAAAAACCAACUGCGAAAUGCAACAAAAACCCACAAGUCUCCCAAGCCGCCUAAACUCCAGGGCACAAACUCAUGUUUCUACAUUCCCCAAUGUAACAUCGUCAAGUAUAUACUCCAGAAAGGGCCAUACUGGGGUGUCGUCGCACGAAUAGGAGGGUCGAGAUGAUAGGUGAGAAGGAGGGGUUGGAGAUAAGGAAAUUUGAGAGUGGAGGGCCAUGGGUGAACGCUUAUCUUGGGUAAUGACAUGCUUCUAUUGUGGAUUGGACGAAUUGGAGGAUGGGAGGGGGAUGCGAUCGCCGACUGCGGAGACGACUUUGUCCUUGGACCUGAUGCGCAAGAAGCGGGAGGAAUGGAUAUAUGGGGGAUUGCGUCAUUCACUAUUUUCUGGUCCCACGGUUUUUGUGCCAAGGUCAGCCCUUGGAUUCACGUGCAGCUUGUUGUUUUCUGUGACAGGCGAGACAAGCGAAGGGUGAGGUGACUUGAAGAUGAUACUUAGAUCAGGUGUGUGGUUGGAGUGACCUGCAGGAUACAGCAAUUUUUGCUUCUUUUUUUAUCUAGCAGCUGGAGGCUUGACACAUAUCCAGUCGUCACGAAGUUCAUCUCGUAAACUUGCCCGACUUCCUAGUCCGAGAAGAGGUAAGUUGUUGCUGGACCAAUCAGGGAUCUUCAAUUUGGCCAUGCCUCCAUUAAGAAGCACUCCGUUUUCGCCCAAUGACGGUCAGUUCCGUUUCCUGAGGAGGGGAGCCUGGCUUUUCUCUUGUCCUUCUGCCUUGCUGGAUUUUCCAAAUCACAUCAUCACCUUCUGCUUUGGUUCUGACUUAAAUACCAGCCGACCUUUCAAGACUAUCCUAGGCACAAAAGUAUAGCAACCAGAAAAAGUCCUAAAACAUGAGCGCAAGAGGAAGCACUGAAGUUAGCCAUGGCCGUGGUGGUAUGUGUUUCUCUUUCUCGCUUGAGAUCUGUAUGCGCCUGAGCUUGCUAACACCCAAUCAAUAGGAGCCGGAAACAUUGGCGCAGACGACACACCGUAUGUUUUCUAAGCAAUCCCAUCUUGGAAGUAUCAAGACAAUGGCAAGAACUGACAAUGUACAAGAUACGGCGACGGCGAAAUUGUUCGUGAGGGAGCAGCUGGGGACCACGGCGAUGGAGCCUUUAGCACUGGUCGAGGCGGGGCAGCAAACAUCGGAUCACCCAACCAAAAGGCCACUGUUCGAAAAGAUGAAGAAGCCAUUCCACAAGCCGCUCUUCGCCCAAGUACGGAGAACCAAGAUCAUCAUGUUGGACGAGGUGGUGGAGGAAAUGUUCACCUGGCAGAGAAGCAAGGCCCUAAGCAUCCAGAGGGAUUGGCGGACAAAUUGAAGAACAAGCUAUUCAAGAAGAAGGCCGCGAAGGAGGAGACGAAGACAUAGAGCUUGGAAUCGGACUCUGGCGAUAUCAGCAAGUGCUUCACUUUGGACUUUAGUUGGACGGAUGGACUAAUGCAGCAAGCAGCUUUGAGCGUCGAUAGCAGUUGAGGGAGUUUUUUGCGGAUUUGGAUUUUUUCUUGAUACCACCUUUUUGUGUCAGCGUACUUGACGACAUGUUGUUUUUCUUCUGCAAUUCUCGCCAUAGAUAGUCAGCAUGGAAUAAAUAAUAAACUUGGCACCAUCAUCCCAG
Molecule: messenger RNA, 1666 nt
Organism: Hymenoscyphus albidus
Lineage: Eukaryota; Fungi; Ascomycota; Leotiomycetes; Helotiales; Helotiaceae
Source: the annotation of a GenBank genome assembly